Messenger RNA from Gryllus bimaculatus (two-spotted cricket), 1122 nucleotides. NCBI's taxonomy places the organism in Eukaryota, Metazoa, Arthropoda, Insecta, Orthoptera, Gryllidae. The record is from the annotation of a GenBank genome assembly.
AUGUUCGGCGGUCAAAGAUUGCUUGCGGUUGCAGCGGCGGCGGUGCCUGCCGGCGAGCGCUUCAUGUGGGUGCCCGACUCCGAGGGUAACCUGCACAUGGUGGACCUGCUGGACGUGGAGCCGGAGGACACCCCCGUGCCCUUUUUCAACGGCGAAAAGAAUGUCGAUCUCAUGCUCUACACUCAGAACAAUCCAUCAACACCGGAGUACAUCCUCCAAUCCGACCCGUCGAAGUCUCCGAGUUUUAACCCCGCCAACCCCACACGCUUCAUCCUUCACGGUUGGACGUCCAGCCACAAACAGAUGGACCCCAUCCGUCAAGCCUACAUCGACACGGGCAAGGACUGGAACAUCGUGUUAGUGGACUGGAACGGCCCCGCCACCAGCGAGUACUCCAUCUCGAAGCGCAACUCCCGACGCGUGGGCGAGUACUUGGCCGAGGUGAUCCUGCACUUGGAGGCGGAGCGCGGGCUCAACUUGGACGACGUGUACAUCAUCGGCCACAGCCUGGGCGGCCAGGCGUCGGGCGUUGCGGGCAACCGCCUCGGCGGACGGGUAGCGCGCAUCGUCGGUCUGGACGCCGCCGCGCCUCUCUUCGGCACCACCUCCGAGAAGAACCGCCUGGACCCCACCGACGCUAAGAUCGUGCAGGGCAUCCACACCAACGGCGGCCUCCUCGGCUGGGAUGACCCCUUGGGUCACGUGGAUUUCUUCCCCAAUUGUGGUCCACAGCCAGUCUGGACUGCGUCCUCGACUUUACAGUGCGUCAGUACAAUAGAUCGGGCAACGCAGAGUGAACAUUUUGGAGCCUGCAGCCAUAACAGAGCGCCUCCUUUCUAUGCGGAGUCUAUAAUAAACAACGAGUUCAUUGGUACUCUGUGCCACUCGUACAAAGCAUACAAAAAGGGCAACUGCGACCACUACCCCCAGGCUGUAAUGGGCGAAUGGACUCCAGCAGAAUCAAAAUUGUUACUGGAAGUUUGCCGGACGAUGUUAUCAACUAUUCGUAGCAACAAUAGCAGUAGCAACGAUAAUCGUAGGCACGAAGCAGGACGGAACACAGAACGAGGUGGGGUGGAGCAGAGGGAAGAGGGCGAACCUGUAGAUGGGCAUGUAGGGUAG